AUGCCUCUACAGAACUUCGAAGAUGCAAUUACGGCAACGAGCAAUCAGCCUGAACCUCGGUCCAAGGAAACCUUCGAGGCUGACCCGCCAGUGCAAUUAAAAAAGAGCUCACAAAUACUCAUUACUGCAUUAAUCAUAAUGGCGAAUCUCACUCAGUUCAUGUCCAUGUUUUCAACGGUAGCGGCGGGGUUCAAAUUCAGUGAAAAGCUAGGGCACUCUGCUGGGCCAGGGCAGGCAAACUGGAUGGCCGCAGCUUACUCGCUCACUCAAAGUGCUUUCGUUCUCGUGAGCGGGCGUCUCGGUGCCGUAUUCGGUCAUAAAAGGCUACUGUUGCUUGGAGGUGCAAUCAUUGUGGUCUUCUCCCUCGUCAACGCCUUCUGUACCACUUACGAGUCAUUUGUUGCCGUUCGCGCUCUGACAGGCAUUGGUGGUGGUAUCUUAAUGCCCAACGCGGUUGCAAUGCUCACCAUCAUGGUGCCGCCGGGGCGAGCUCGCAACAUCACACUCGCAACUUUUGCAGCCUCUCCACCGAUCGGCGCUAUGUUCGGAGCAUUCAUCACUGGAGGGUUCCUCGAGAACAGUGAAUGGAAAUAUAUCUUCAUCCUAUUCGCAGUGCUCGGGGCCAUUGAAUUCGUUUCCCUUUUCUUCGUUCUUCCACCAGAAGAAGCCGUGGAUAAAGACGGGAAAAUCGAUUGGGUAGGAAGCGCACUCGGAUUGAGUGGCCUCGCGCUGUUCAACUUUGCCUGGAACCAAGCACCCUCAGUCGGAUGGAAAACACCAUACAUCAUAGUAAUCCUCAUCCUAUCCGUCGUCUCAUUUGUCGGCUUCCUCUUCUGGGAAGGAAAGGUUGCGACCGCACCCAUCAUGCCUCUCGCCAUCUUCGCCGCGCCGACCUUCACGGCCCUCAUCCUAGUCGUACUCCUCACCUACAUGGCCUUCGGCAUAUCGCUCUGGUACAUGGUAGCCUGGCAGGAGCUGAUCCGGGGCUGGUCGGCGCUGCACCUGGCGGUGGGGUGGCUGCCGUUCUGCUUCGGCGCGUCGAUGGCCGUCGGGCUGGCAGCAUGGCUCAUCCCACGUCUGCCGGCGCAGUACAUCCUCGCCAUGGGGGUGCUCACCUGCCUGGCGUCGACGCUGCUGAUCGCGACGCAGCCCGUGCAGCAGCUAUACUGGGCCCAGACCUUUCCCGCAAUCUUCUUCGGCAGCAUGUGCCCGGACUUCGUCUACGUCGCCGCCCAGAUCAUCGCGAGCAACAGCGUCGGCAAGCGCGACCAGGGCAUCGCGGGCAGCCUGGUCGGGACGUUGAAUUUGUACGGCAACAGCCUGGGGUUGGGUUUCGCCGGCACGAUCGAGGUCGAGCUGAUCCGUCACGGCGCGAGCGAGGUCCAGGGGUUCCGUGCGGCUCUGUACUUUGGCGCUGCCUUGGCUGUUGCCGCGCUGGUCCUCGACUUGAUUUUCGUGAGAGUGCCCCAAAAUGACGAGGAAGGCUGGAAAAGCGAGGAGGAUUGCCAGGAGACUUCGGUCAAACAGCCCGAGGCUCGGACUACUGCUGUUGGUGCUGAGAAUGUGUGA
Messenger RNA from Lasiodiplodia theobromae, 1569 nucleotides. Its product is annotated as Efflux pump antibiotic resistance protein. Gene Ontology annotation, biological process: transmembrane transport. Gene Ontology annotation, molecular function: transmembrane transporter activity. The coding region runs from base 1 to 1569 and encodes 522 amino acids. Gene Ontology annotation, cellular component: membrane. NCBI's taxonomy places the organism in Eukaryota, Fungi, Ascomycota, Dothideomycetes, Botryosphaeriales, Botryosphaeriaceae. The transcript is spliced from 5 exons. The record is from RefSeq and is a predicted model, not a curated record.